UAAGUUGGCAGACGUGUUGUGGCUGUCGUGAGUGCGGUGUUGUGUUUUAUAUAUAAAGGUGUUGAUAUUUUUAGGAAAAAACAAUUUGACUGUACAUAUCUUCUAUUAUUAAUACUUAAUUUAUUAUUAGAUGAAGGUUAAAUUAUGCCGCGCAAAGACAACAAAUUCGACAACAACGGUUCGUCGAACAGGCGAACGAAUACCUACAUGUCCGCCGAGGAGCAGGCCAGCGGCAAAAAGUCCUAUUGGACGGAAUUGGAGAUAACGGGGACCAUAAGGAACCUGAGCGCGAACCUGUUCCGAUUGACCCACCUGACCGCCCUCUACAUAAAGAACAAUCAGUUGCUGCGAUUGCCGGCGGACAUUUGCCAAUUGGUCAACCUGAGGCAUUUGGAUUUGAGCAACAACAAGCUGAGAUCGCUGCCCGCUGAAUUGGGGGAACUGAUACACCUCAGGGAAUUAAAUUUGGCCAACAAUUGCCUAAGGAUUUUGCCAUACGAGCUAGGCAAACUGUUCAAUUUACUCAGCCUCAAUCUGACUGGGAACCCUCUCAACAAAGACAUCCUAUCGAUUUAUAGCGAACCAAAUGGCACGGUCAAAUUGCUGACAUUCAUGCUGGACAACUUACAAGUUACAACGCCCUCUCCGCCUCCUCGACCUUGGAUUCCCCUAGCGAGACCCUCUACGAACAGGCCGACUUGUAUAUUCACGGUGAUGUGCUACAACGUCCUUUGCGACAAAUACGCCACCAGGCAGAUGUACAGCUACUGCCCCAGCUGGGCGUUGAACUGGGACUACAGGAAGAAGGGCAUCCUCGAGGAGAUCAAACUCUACGGCGCUGAUAUCGUCAAUCUGCAGGAGGUCGAGAUGGAGCAGUUUUACAAUUAUUUUCUGCCCGAAUUGAAGAUGGACGGCUACAACGGCAUUUAUUCGCCCAAAUCGAGGGCCAAACACAUGGCCGAAAGCGAGAGGAAGUACGUCGACGGUUGCGCCAUCUUUUACAGAGCAUCCAAAUUUACUUUAGUGAAAGAACAUUUAGUGGAAUUCAACCAGUUAGCUAUGGCUAGUGCGGAUGGUAUGGAACACAUGCUCAACAGGGUUAUGCCUAAAGACAACAUCGGCUUGGCGGCCCUUUUGCAAACCACCGAAGCCGCUUGGGACAAUGCACCGCCGGACGCGCCGUUUCUCCAGCAACCGCUGCUCGUGUGCACGGCCCACAUCCACUGGGAUCCGGAAUUCAGCGACGUGAAGCUCAUCCAAACGAUGAUGCUGUCCAACGAGCUCAAAUCCAUACUGGAGGAGUCGGCGCGGACGUUGCGAUCGCGCGACCUCGACGCCGACGCCGGUCACAUACAGCUGGUGUUGUGCGGCGAUUUCAAUUCGCUGCCCGACUCGGGCGUGAUCGAGUUCCUCGGUACCGGAAGGGUCUCGCAGGACCACAGGGACUUCAAGGCGUUGAGUUACAAGAGCUGCUUGGAGAAGUCGCUCAGCUGCGACAAGCCCAACGAGUUUACGCACUCGUUCAAAUUGGCGUCGGCGUACAACGACGAGAUCAUGCCGUUCACGAAUUACACAUUCGAUUUUAAGGGCAUAAUCGACUACAUAUUCUACGCGAAGCAAACCAUGACACCUUUGGGUCUAUUGGGGCCGCUGUCGCAGGAUUGGUUGCAGCAGAACAAGGUUAUAGGCUGUCCGCAUCCGCACAUCUAUUCGGAUCAUUUCUCGUUGUUGGUCGAGCUCGAGAUGGUGCCGACCAUUACGUCCUCGGUGAAUGGCAUGAUCGGUCACAGCCCAUACAAGAACCUACCGAAUUCGUAUUAUCCGCCGCCCGGCGCUCACGGUUUCGGUUAUUAUCCGAAUCCUCUUUAUUAUCAAACAUAUUUUUAUCAAAAAAUAUGACAGUACAAUUAAAAUCCGAAACAAAAACGCAAGGUAGCAGCCAUCGUUAACGACACGUUAGUCAUCGUCGCCUUCGCAUUUGCUGUGUACCUGUCGAUCGAGAAACAAAUAGAAAAAAAAGUAAGAAUAGAUAGAAAAAUGACAAAAGACGCAAUGAAGAAAAAAUCGGCGAGUUUUCCUGGGAGCACACAGAGGAAAUAACAAACCUACCGUCCCCUUCUCUUAGAAAAAGUACCCAUUUCUCUUAGAUGAUAUCCCCUUGUUUCCGCAAUUUCUCUUAAUUAGAUUGCCCCCAACUUCCUUUUCAUGAGGUAUAUUUACAAAAUUUACCUAUUUUGCUCGACUUCUAGACGAAUGCCCCUCCGUUUUCUUAAAUUUGUAGAUUGCCUAUAGGACAUCUAUUAUAAAUAUUUCCUUCCACCUGUCUAACGAGUAUUUUCCGCCGCAUUUUUUUCCGAUUAUUUUCUAGAAAUAAAUGUGUACCUGACGGCUUCGUCCUUUCGAUAGGAAAAAUGAAAUGAAAAAGACCAU
Molecule: messenger RNA, 2430 nt
Organism: Phyllotreta striolata
Lineage: Eukaryota; Metazoa; Arthropoda; Insecta; Coleoptera; Chrysomelidae
Source: the annotation of a GenBank genome assembly